Messenger RNA from Copidosoma floridanum, 4017 nucleotides. RefSeq names its product cell division cycle protein 27 (gene Cdc27). NCBI's taxonomy places the organism in Eukaryota, Metazoa, Arthropoda, Insecta, Hymenoptera, Encyrtidae. Gene Ontology annotation, molecular function: protein binding. Gene Ontology annotation, biological process: cell division; anaphase-promoting complex-dependent catabolic process; protein ubiquitination. The record is from RefSeq and is a predicted model, not a curated record. Gene Ontology annotation, cellular component: cytoplasm; anaphase-promoting complex.
UGAAGAAAUGGAGAGUUGCUGGGUAAAGAUGGAUUCUUGAGAGAGCAGGGAGGAAAAAAAAACAGCAAUACGCAUACCCACGAUCUGCCCAAAGCGACGAGGAGGCGAGGACGACGAGGUGGUGGUGUUACCAGGUUCCUGAGGAAGUCGUCCGAGCAAACCAGAAACCAAAAUGAUUGUACAGGAGCCAGUGCAAGCAGCCAUAUGGCAUUGCUUGAAUCACUAUGCUUACCCGGAUGCAAUAUUCCUUGCAGAAAGACUUUUUUCCGAAGUGGACAAUGAAGAAACACUUUUUCUACUAGCAACUUGUUAUUAUCGUUCUGGUAAAGUAAGGCAAGCACAGGGAUUGCUGUCAAAGAGAUCUCUAAGCUCACCUCAAUGUAGAUUUCUGCUAGCCAAAUGUUGCUACGAUUUGGAAAAAUAUGCAGAAGCAGAAGCAGCCAUUAUUGGUGGCUAUUUCAAGCAGUUGAAAAACUUUGAUGAAAUCGUUGCCCAGUUUGGGGAUGAAGCUUGCUUUUGUCUGCAAAUUUUAGCCAAAGUAUGUUACAAAAUGACAAGGACUGCAAAAGGAAACGAAGCUCACAAACUGGCCUUAAAGUUAAAUCCCUUCUUGUGGCAUUCUUUCGAAGAAUUAUGUAACACAGGCGAAAAAGUUGAUGCAGGAAAAAUAUUUCAGUUGGAUAAAUUAGAUAGUUUAUCGACGUGUAUUGGUAGUGCACCCAUCACGUUAAAUAUUCAAGAGCCAGAAUUAAUCGUGCCUAAUACCAGUGCUCCCAACACUCCAACGUCAUACAACUUAAAUAUAACACCAAUUCAGGGGCCAAAUAAUAUCAGACUGCACUCUUCGAUAGACGAAAGUCCACAAAAUUUAAUUACAAAUUAUAAUAGUUGCUCAACUAUUUCGCCUCGCGCGAAACCGCCACGUUUUCGAAGUAUGUUUAGUAGUUCAAUGAGUCCUUUGACGCCCAGUUUUGGAGUUCUACCUUUGGACAUGAACACGCCAGAGCCUCCACUUUUAACUAAUCACUCGACACUCACAGAAGCAAAUGACCAGAAAGGCUUGGCUAAACGCGUUAGUAGUUUAAAAGCCCAUGUUGGGCAAUUAAUUUCACGAAAAGAAACUCCAUUGCAACAAGGAAAGCUAGUAUUCUCACAGUCUGGAAAUACCAGUAAUACCGCAAAUAUUACUGUUACUCCAACCACACCUAUUCCCUCUCAACCAACUCUUCAAGGUCUUAACGUUAGAAGGUCAUCAAGACUUUUUAGUCACAGUUAUUCAGUAAAGGAAAAUAACAAAUCUCCAAACAGAAGUAAAUUUGCUACUCCAAAAUCACCGCUAAGAAAAAAUAAAACAAGACUGGCAAAGAAUAAUCUUAAGACUAGUUUUAACGAAAUAAAUGAAAAAAAUAAAAAUGAGAAGGAAAAAAGUGAGACUAUCACGUCGGAAAAAAUUGUAGCCAACACUAAUGCGUUAAAUCAAAGUAACAGUGCAGCACUCACAAGUCCAGUAUCUAUUCAGAAACAUUCAGCAGAGGGUUUAAUGUCUUUGCUACGACAACUCGGAACGGCAUAUCAAAAUUUGUGUCAAUUCAAUUGCACGGAAGUAGUUGAAAUAUUGACUGCAUUGCCAGGCCAACAUUAUAACACUGGCUGGGUCUUGUCCAUGUUAGCUAAAGCACAUUUUGAAAUGAUUGAUUAUAAAAAGGCGGCCAGCUAUUUUUCACAAGUGAGAACUUUAGAACCUCACAGAACUGAGUUAAUGGAAAUAUACAGUACAACAUUGUGGCACUUACCAGCUGAAGUGCAACUUUCGACGUUAGCCCAAGAUCUUGUUGCUGAAGAUCGAAAUACAGCUGCAACGUGGUGCGCUGUUGGAAAUUUAUUUUCCGCACAAACUGAACAUGAAACUGCUAUUAAAUUCUUGCAUCGAGCUAUUCAAGUCAAUCCAAAUUUUCCGUAUGCACACAAUCUUCUGGGUCACGAGUACGUUAUUACUGAAGAGCUUGACAAGGCAAUGACAGCUUUUAGAAAUGCCAUAAGGCUUGAUCCACGGCAUUACAAUGCCUGGUUUGGCCUGGGUACUAUUUUCGCAAAACAAGAACUCUUCACUUUGGCAGAGUUACACUUCAAAAGGGCCUUGGAUAUAAAUCCUCACAAUUCCACGAUAAAGUGUCACAUUGGAGUCGUGCAGAAUGCUCUAAAGAAGGUUGAUCAGGCUUUGCAAACUCUGAACAAAGCAAUUGAAGCCGAUCCCAAUAAUACACUUUGCAAAUUCCAUCGUGCAAGUAUUAAUUUUAACAGUGGCAGACACGCGGAAGCGCUUGUUGAAUUUGAAGAACUGAAAAAUAUUGCACCCAAAGAAUCGCUAGUCUAUUUUUCGAUAGGAAAUAUUCAUAAAAAAUUAGGCAAUACUCAUCUUGCAUUGAUGUACUUCAAUUGGGCCACAGAUUUAGAUCCGAAAGGUAUUAAUAGUCAAAUAAAGGAAGCUAUCUUAAGCCCAGGACAAAAUGAAGACGAGUCUCUUGUAACUCAAUCUGAUGAACCAGUGCAACAAAGUUCCACCGAAGGUGAAGCUAGCCGAGAAGCAAGCGGGGAAGGGAGUAAUGUUGCUGCUAAUGCAACUAUUGAGACGAAUGCAGAAGAUAGCGAUGAUAGCUUAUGAAGAUUCAAAUUAGUUAAAGUACUGAAAUUUUUGAGUGAUAUGAUGAUGUAUGCCGUGUUAGUGUAUGACAUGACAGUGACAAAGAACAAAACCUGGACAUUUUUAAUGAAAAAUUAACUACUUUACAUUGAUACAUUGUGCUGCCUUUUACGACUCAAGUGAAUAACAAGAAGUCAACGUCUGAUUUUCUUUAGUAUUUGUUUAAUUUAAUUUGUCCAAGUGAUAGAUGACAUUAAAAAAUACAAACGUGUAAGAAAAGGCGAAACCAAAAAAAAAAGAAAAAAAAGAAAAAAAAGAAAAAAAGAAAGAAAGUACAGUCGAGUGAUUUCAAUUAAGUGGUUAGAUGAGACAGAGACUUUUGUUAUUGUAAAUUAUUGUGUUAUUGAUGAUCUAUAUUAUUUUAUGUGUCGAGUGAUUCUGGCAAAUCUCGUUUAAGAGACCAGUCGGAUAAUGCAAUUUUCCUUAUUGGGAGCUGUAGAAUUGACAGAGUUAAUUUUAAGCUGCAUCCGAUGGAGGAGCUGCGUUUUGUGUAAAAAUGUUGAGAGCAAUUCAAUGGAAAGAAAUGAAUGUAAAUUGCAGAUACGAGUAAAAAAAUAAGGAUGCAAAAUAUAUAUAUUAAUUCCUAUUGAAAAGCUUUUGAUAGCAUAUAUCUUCAUACAAUGUGCCGAACAAAAACAAGUGAAAAGAUUCCCAUAUCUGCAUGAUGAACUGUACAACAAAGCUUUGUUGCAUUACUCAAACGCUAAGUAAUUUUACAUCCGAUAAUUUAAUACAAAAAAAAAGGUAAAGCUUGUUUAACCAAAACCGUGAACCCUUUUUAUAACAAUUCCUUGAACUUACCUUUGAAUGAUCGUGUAAAUGUAUAUGCUCACAGACUCACACACACAUACGCGUAAACGUAUACCUUAAUAUUGAAGCCAUAACGUAAAACUUAAUCGUGGUUUAAAAAGUUAACUGUAAGCAUCAAACAAUUUAUUUCUUUAACAUACUGAAAGCAUUUAUACCUAACUCCACAAGAUUAAAAGCUUGGUAAAUGUAGUUAAUGUAAAAAUUCAUGAACAAAAAAUUUAUACAUUUUUUUCGUACGACCUCGAUGCAGAAUCACGACUUAAGAAAUGAAAAAAAUCAAUCAAUUUUAAAUUCCGAGUAAACAAUGAUGUAGAGAAAAAAAAUUUUUUUUCCAUGUUUACGACAGAAUUUUGUGUCAAGAGUAUAUAGCGAAAUAUACUCGCUGGGAAUACGAAUCUGUGCAAUGUUCAAAACGAGGCAGAACAAAUUUCAUUUUAACGCUACGCUAAUAAUCUUUGAACAUCAAUGCGAUUUCCUUUUGUACAGGGGUGUAAUACCCAUUCGUA